Molecule: messenger RNA, 6126 nt
Organism: Ostertagia ostertagi
Lineage: Eukaryota; Metazoa; Nematoda; Chromadorea; Rhabditida; Trichostrongylidae
Source: the annotation of a GenBank genome assembly
AUGGAGGGUAUGGAACCUCUAUUUGGUAACGGAGCAGUAGAGCCGAUGGACACGGGAGAGCUACCUCCUCCUCCACCAACUGCAACGCAACUUCUAGAAGAAAAGGUAAUUGAAUCUAAUGUAACAUCUUUUACUGUACUCGAAAGCCUGAUAUUUAAGGCUAGAAAAUGGAAGCAACUGCAAUCAAAGCGCUAUGCGGAGAAAAGGAAAUUCGGUGUAGUAGAUACGCAAAAGGAAGAGAUGCCCCCAGAACAUGUGCGGAAGAUAAUUCGUGACCAUGGCGAUAUGACAUCCCGUAAAUUCCGACAUGAUAAAAGAGUCUAUCUUGGAGCUUUGAAGUAUAUGCCUCAUGCCGUUCUCAAGCUCUUAGAAAAUAUGCCCAUGCCAUGGGAGCAGAUAAGAGAUGUCAAGGUGCUGUAUCAUAUCACUGGAGCGAUCUCGUUCGUCAAUGAGACCCCUCGUGUCAUAGAGCCUGUCUACUUGGCGCAAUGGGGAACCAUGUGGAUCAUGAUGAGACGAGAAAAGCGAGACCGUCGCCAUUUCAAGCGUAUGCGGUUUCCUCCAUUUGAUGACGAAGAGCCGCCACUCGAUUAUGCAGACAACAUCCUUGAUGUGGAGCCUCUAGAGCCUAUCCAGAUGGAGUUAGAUCCGGAAGAAGAUCAAACUGUUGCUGAAUGGUUUUAUGAUCACAAACCCCUAGCCACUACACGGUAUCAUACGCCGUCCGUAGUGUACAUCAAGACAGAAGAUCCUGAUCUUCCAGCGUUCUACUUCGACCCUUUGAUUAAUCCGAUUGCGAUCAGUGGUUUAGACAAGACUGUGGAAAAUCUGCCAGAUGACGAUGAAAUGAACGAGUUCGAGCUUCCCGAGGAUGUUGUACCCAUUUUUGAGGAGGUUCCUCUGUAUACUGACAAUACUGGUAACGGAAUAGCACUACUGUGGGCGCCACGCCCCUUCAACAUUCGUUCUGGUCGUACGCGAAGAACCAUUGAUGUUCCUCUAGUGAAGAGUUGGUAUCGCGAGCAUUGCCCAGCAGGAAUGCCCGUGAAAGUACGUGUAUCUUAUCAGAAGCUGUUGAAGGUCUUCGUAUUGAAUGCACUCAAGCAUCGUCCUCCUAAGCCUCAGAAGCGAAGGUACCUGUUCCGUUCGUUCAAGUCAACAAAAUUCUUCCAAACUACCACUCUCGACUGGGUAGAAGCGGGAUUGCAGGUCUUGCGGCAAGGUUACAAUAUGCUUAAUCUCCUUAUCCAUCGAAAGAAUCUCAAUUAUCUUCAUUUGGAUUACAACUUCAACUUGAAGCCUGUGAAAACGUUGACGACCAAGGAGCGUAAAAAGUCGCGAUUCGGUAACGCUUUCCACUUGUGUCGUGAAAUUUUGCGAUUAGCGAAACUUGUGGUUGACGCACAUGUACAAUACAGGCUUAACAAUGUGGAUGCUUAUCAACUCGCUGAUGGACUCCAGUACAUUUUUGCGCACGUUGGUCAGUUAACUGGAAUGUACCGGUACAAGUAUAAACUGAUGAGACAGGUGCGAAUGUGUAAAGAUCUAAAGCAUAUCAUUUACUAUCGCUUCAAUACUGGAGCUGUUGGCAAGGGUCCAGGAUGCGGCUUUUGGGCCCCUGGAUGGCGUGUCUGGUUAUUCUUUUUGAGAGGAAUAACGCCGCUUUUGGAGCGAUGGCUAGGAAACUUGCUGUCAAGGCAGUUCGAGGGACGACACUCAAAGGGCGUUGCAAAAACUGUUACAAAACAAAGAGUGGAAUCCCACUUCGAUUUGGAGCUGAGAGCUGCUGUUAUGCACGAUAUUUUGGAUAUGAUGCCCGAAGGAAUCAAACAGAACAAGGCUCGUGUAAUUCUGCAGCAUCUAAGUGAAGCAUGGCGUUGUUGGAAGGCUAACAUCCCCUGGAAGGCAAUUGAAAAUAUGAUUCUUCGCUAUGUAAAAGCCAAAGCCGAUUGGUGGACUAAUUCUGCUCACUAUAACAGAGAACGUGUGCGCCGGGGUGCCACCGUAGACAAAACUGUUCCUGGAUUGCCGACUCCAGUUGAAAAUAUGAUUCUUCGCUAUGUAAAAGCCAAAGCCGAUUGGUGGACUAAUUCUGCUCACUAUAACAGAGAACGUGUGCGCCGGGGUGCCACCGUAGACAAAACUGUGUGCAAAAAGAAUUUGGGAAGAUUAACUCGACUGUAUUUGAAGGCUGAACAAGAGCGUCAGCACAACUAUCUAAAAGAUGGACCAUAUAUUUCUGCCGAAGAAGCUGUCGCAAUUUACACAACAACCGUGCAUUGGCUGGAAUCUCGACGAUUCUCUCCCAUUCCAUUUCCACCUUUGUCGUACAAGCACGAUACGAAGCUUCUGAUUCUGGCACUCGAACGCCUCAAAGAAGCGUACAGUGUGAAAAAUCGUCUAAAUCAGUCUCAAAGAGAAGAGCUGGCUUUGAUUGAACAGGCCUACGAUAACCCUCAUGAAGCAUUGUCUCGUAUCAAGCGUCACAUGCUCACGCAGAGGGCGUUCAAGGAAGUUGGUAUCGAAUUCAUGGAUUUGUACACUCACUUGAUUCCUGUAUACGAUAUUGAACCACUGGAAAAGGUAACAGACGCAUAUCUCGACCAGUACCUGUGGUACGAAGCUGACAAGAGAAGAUUGUUCCCAUCAUGGGUAAAGCCUGGAGAUACCGAACCACCUCCACUGUUGGUUUACAAGUGGUGUCAAGGAAUCAACAAUCUGCAAGAUGUUUGGGAAACUGGAGAGGGAGAAUGUAAUGUUAUGAUGGAGGCAAAGCUUGAGAAAGUUGCAGAAAAAAUGGACCUCACACUUCUCAAUAGAUUGCUGAGAUUAAUCGUGGAUCACAAUAUUGCUGACUACAUGUCUUCUAAAAAUAAUGUUUUGAUCAACUACAAAGACAUGAACCAUACAAAUUCGUUUGGAAUCAUUCGUGGUCUGCAGUUUGCGUCGUUUAUUGUGCAGUACUACGGUCUAGUCUUGGAUCUCCUCAUUCUUGGUCUUCGCCGGGCUUCUGAAAUCGCAGGUCCACCGCAGUGCCCCAACGAGUUUCUCACGUUCCAGGAUAUUGCUACCGAAACAGUGCAUCCUAUUCGUCUUUACUGUCGAUACAUUGAUAGGAUCUGGAUAAUGUUCAGGUUCACUGCUGACGAAGCGCGCGAUCUCAUUCAAAGAUAUCUUACUGAACAUCCAGACCCGAACAACGAGAACAUUGUUGGGUACAACAAUAAGAAGUGCUGGCCACGAGAUGCUAGAAUGCGAUUGAUGAAACACGAUGUGAACUUAGGCAGAGCUGUCUUCUGGGAUAUUAAGAACCGGCUACCUCGAUCGGUGACUACAAUUGAGUGGGAAAACGCUUUCGUGUCGGUAUACAGCAAGGAUAAUCCGAAUCUGCUUUUCGACAUGGCUGGAUUCGAAUGCCGUAUCCUACCAAAAUGCCGUACAACCGCCGAGGAGAUCACUCACCGCGACGGAGUGUGGAAUCUGCAGAAUGAAGUCACUAAGGAGCGUACAGCGCAGUGUUUCUUGAAAGUCGAUGAAGAGUCCAUGUCAAAGUUCCACAAUAGAAUCAGACAAAUUCUUAUGUCAUCUGGGUCAACAACUUUCACGAAAAUUGUCAACAAGUGGAACACUGCCCUUAUUGGCCUCAUGACUUAUUAUAGGAACUCCUGGAUCUCUUGGUGGAAAUGUGAAAAUAAAAUUCAAACUAGGAUUAAGAUUGGGCUAAACUCUAAAAUGCCAGCAAGAUUCCCGCCGGUGGUGUUCUACACGCCAAAGGAAAUUGGUGGCCUAGGUAUGCUUUCUAUGGGCCACGUGCUGAUUCCCCAGAGUGAUCUGCGUUGGAUGCAGCAGACUGACGCUGGAGGUAUCACCCACUUCCGUUCAGGAAUGACCCAUGAUGAGGACCAGCUGAUCCCCAAUCUGUAUCGAUACAUUCAGCCAUGGGAAGCCGAGUUCAUUGACUCGCAGCGUGUAUGGGCAGAAUACGCUUUGAAGCGUCAGGAAGCAAACGCUCAAAAUCGUCGUUUGACAUUGGAGGACCUUGACGAUUCGUGGGAUCGUGGUAUCCCUCGUAUCAAUACGCUCUUCCAGAAAGAUAGGCAUACUCUCGCCUAUGAUAAGGGAUGGCGCGUGAGAACUGAGUUCAAGGCAUAUCAGAUUCUGAAGCAGAACCCUUUCUGGUGGACUCACCAGCGACACGAUGGAAAAUUGUGGAACUUGAAUAACUACCGUACCGAUAUGAUCCAAGCUUUGGGUGGUGUUGAAGGAAUUCUGGAGCACACUUUGUUCAGAGGUACCUACUUCCCAACAUGGGAAGGUUUGUUCUGGGAGCGAGCGUCUGGUUUCGAAGAGUCAAUGAAAUUCAAGAAAUUGACUAAUGCUCAACGAUCUGGUUUGAAUCAAAUUCCUAAUCGUCGUUUCACAUUGGUUAAUAAUCGAGCAUUUUUUAGGACGUUCAAUUUGUCUGACCGUGUUGAGGACUUAUUUCUAUGGUUAAGAGUGGACAGUACAACUACACAGAAGUACUGGAUUGACGUGCAGCUUCGUUGGGGAGACUACGACUCUCAUGACAUUGAAAGAUAUGCAAGGUGCUUCUUGAGGACAGGAAUAGAUUUGUCCACACUUGCCAAGUGGAAGACUGCAGAGGAAGUCGCUGCUCUGAUCAGAUCAUUACCGGUUGAAGAACAACCUCGUCAAAUCAUUGUAACUCGAAAGGCUAUGCUUGAUCCUCUUGAGGUUCAUCUUCUCGAUUUCCCAAACAUUGUGAUCAAGGGAUCGGAGUUGAUGUUGCCAUUCCAAGCAAUCAUGAAGGUCGAGAAGUUUGGUGACUUGAUUCUGAAGGCAACCGAGCCUCAAAUGGUUCUUUUCAAUCUAUACGACGAUUGGCUCAAGACUAUAUCAAGUUAUACAGCAUUUUCUCGAGUUAUUUUGAUAAUGCGUGGUAUGCACAUCAAUCCUGACAAAACAAAGGUGAUUUUGAAGCCGGACAAAACAACAAUCACUGAGCCUCACCACAUCUGGCCUUCACUAAUUGAUGAGGAGUGGAUUAAGGUUGAGUUGGCUCUCAAAGACAUGAUUUUGGCUGAUUACGGUAAAAAGAACAAUGUAAACGUCGCGUCCUUGACGCAGUCUGAAGUAAGAGACAUCAUCCUUGGUAUGGAAAUAUCUGCCCCAAGUCAACAAAGACAGCAAAUUGCCGACAUUGAGAAGCAAACGAAGGAGCAGAGUCAGGUUACGGCCACGACUACUCGUACGGUUAACAAGCACGGAGACGAAAUAAUCACUGCGACGACCUCCAAUUAUGAAGCUGCUACGUUCGCCAGUCGUACAGAGUGGAGGAUUCGCGCCAUUUCCGCCACGAAUCUGCAUUUGAGAACGCAACAUAUUUAUGUGAGCUCUGAUGAUGUCAAGGAUACAGGAUUCACAUACAUUCUUCCAAAGAAUGUUCUUAAGAAGUUUAUCACUAUAUCGGAUCUCAGAACACAGAUUGGCGGCUUCCUAUACGGUGUUUCACCUGCUGACAAUCCGCAGGUUAAGGAAAUCCGAUGUGUUGUAUUGGUGCCUCAAACAGGAAACCAUCAACAAGUGCAAUUUCCUUCUCAUCUUCCACAGCAUGAGUUGCUAAAGGACUUGGAGCCACUCGGAUGGAUGCACACUCAACCAAAUGAGCUGCCACAGUUAUCGCCUCAAGACGUGACCGCCCAUGCUCGAAUAUUGUCUGAAAACGCAAGUUGGGACGGGGAGAAAACUGUAAUCAUAACUUGCAGUUUCACUCCUGGAUCCGUGUCACUGACAGCCUACAAGCUUACGCCGUCAGGCUAUGAGUGGGGUCGCUCAAAUACCGACCGAGGAAACAAUCCAAAGGGUUACAUGCCGACUCAUUAUGAAAAGGUGCAAAUGCUGUUGUCGGAUAGAUUCCUUGGCUACUUUAUGGUUCCAAGUGCUGGCGUUUGGAAUUACAAUUUCCAAGGUCAGCGGUGGGCACAAUCGAUGAAAUAUGAUGUAUGCCUUGCCAAUCCGAAGGAAUACUACCAUGAAGACCACCGCCCGGUUCACUUCCACAACUUCAAGGCAUUCGACGACCCUCUCGGUAUAGCAAUGGCUGAUCGCGAUGAUAGUUUUGCUUGA